CUGCGCGCCCUGUGCGGACCGCGGUACCAUGGCUCUCGCCCGCCUGCUCGCGCUGCUGCUGCUCCUCGUGGGCGCCCCCGCCGCCGCUGCCGAAUCGAUCCGAGAGACCGAAGUCAUCGACCCCCAAGACCUAGAAGGCCGAUACUUUUCUGGGGCCCUACCAGAUGACGAGGAUGUUGGGGGGCCUGGGCAGGAACCCGAUGAUUUUGAGCUGUCUGGCUCUGGAGAUCUGGAUGACUCAGAGGACCCCCAGAUCUUCCCCGAAGUAAUCCAUCCUCUGGUGCCUCUCGAUAACUUUAUCCCUGAGAGGGCAGGGCCUGGGAGUUGGGUCCCCACCGAACCCAAGGAAUUGGAGGAGAACGAGGUCAUCCCAAAAAGGAUCUCAUCCUUUGAGGGGGAUGAGGACGUGUCCAACAAGGUGUCCAUGUCCAGCACUGCGCAGGGCAGCAGCAUCUUUGAGAGGACAGAGGUUCUGGCAGCUCUGAUCGUGGGCAGCGGCGUGGGCAUCCUCUUCGCCGUUUUCCUGGUCCUGCUGCUGGUGUGCCGCAUGAAGAAGAAGGAUGAAGGCACCUAUGACCUGGGCAAGAAACCCAUCUACAAGAAAGCCCCUACCAACGAGUUCUAUGCCUGAAGCGCCCACCUGGGCACUGGCUUGGACCUCCGUGGGGAGGGAAGCCAAAGGAUUUGGAAGGGUGGACGUUAGGAUAGGGGGAGGGCAACCUAAUGCUGACCUGUCCGCAUCUCCAGCUCUGAUUAUGUUUCAAGCGUCAGAAGAGACAUCAUCUUCUGUUCCUGCCUGCCUCUUCUUGAUUCUCUGGGCCUCGGUUGUCCCGGCAGAAAAAUAGGGUUACACUUGGCCUUGCUGAAGGCAGGUCUGGGAUUGGAUCAUUUCUUAAUCUUACACUUAAAAUGUGGGCCCAGCUUACACCCUAUCCUGAACAUGCCUCACCCAGAGCCCCUCUGAAGCUGGGACAGGAAUCCUUCUGGGCCUCUGCCCCCAGCCAGCCUUCUCCCUCCCUCUUGUGAAAAGGAGCCAGGAGAAGGAACUAGAACCAUCUGCACCUUGAGAUGUGUCCGUCACAGGGCACUUGUGAUCAUACUACAGGAGUCUGGUAUACCUUGGGCCAUUCUCGGCUCUUUCAAGUGACUUUCUGGAAAUCAACCUUUUUUAUUUGGGGGAGGGGAUGGGGAAGGAGGGAGGGUGGUAUUUUUUUCUGAAUGGUUCAAUCCUUGGUGCAGAGCCUCUGCCUGGGCAAGAGUGUGCCCAUGCUGAGAUGUUCUCCGCUCUCUUGCACUUUCCACAGUAUCUGCUAAGUUUGUAUUUAAUGUUUUUUUUAUUUUUGUUUUUUGAAAAUGAGAGAAGAGACGGAGACACGAUUUUUAUUAAAUUUU
Molecule: messenger RNA, 1392 nt
Organism: Neomonachus schauinslandi (Hawaiian monk seal)
Lineage: Eukaryota; Metazoa; Chordata; Mammalia; Carnivora; Phocidae
Gene: SDC4
Product: syndecan 4
Exons: 5
Coding region: 29-631 (200 amino acids)
Biological process (GO): cell migration
Cellular component (GO): cell surface; membrane
Source: RefSeq, a predicted model, not a curated record